AUGAUCAAGGCCGGAGACAUCCUUGGUCACAAGAACACCGCCAUUUUCUUCUCACCUCACGGCCCUCACUGGAGCAAUCUCCGCCGUCUCACCUCCUCAGAACUCCUCUCCACCCGCCGGCUCAACCUCCUCUCAGGAAUCCGGUUCAAUGAGUUCCUCUCCCUAAUCCACCGCAUGGUGCAAGCCUCUUCAUCCGGCGAGAUUGAGCUCAGAGCAAGGCUCUUUGAAAUGGCCCACAAUUCAAUGUCCAAAAUGGUGUUUGGGAAGAGGUAUUAUGGUGAAAACUUGGACGUUGAAGUGGAUGUUGCCAACCAGUUUAAGGAUAUCAUGCAUGAGGUAAUUGAUCUCGUGUUCUCUUUCAAUCCAAGAGAUUUUUUCCCGGCGUUAGGGUGGUUGGAUUUGCUUGGUGUUGAGAGGAGGAUGAAGAGGCUGCUUCCAAGGUUAGACGGAUUCAUCACUGAGAUCAUCGAGGAGCAGAGGAGAAGGAGGAGUGAAGAGGCUAACGCCGGCAGAGAAGCGGAGGAGAGAAAUCUACUUGAUGUCAUGCUAUCCAUGCAGGAAACUGAUCACGAGAUGUACACAGAUGAGCACAUCAACGGUCAUAUCCUGGGUGUUCAGAACUUUGACUUGAAAGUUCCUUGGGUCUCGUUCUUGUUUGGCUUGACCAUUUGGGUCAAGAGCAAUAUCUGUUGUGAUGUGGAGAGCUGCUGGCUUGAGGUGUUCGACGAAAUGUCUCUAGAUUAUCCGAUAAUGUAA
Messenger RNA from Dioscorea cayenensis subsp. rotundata (Guinea yam), 756 nucleotides. RefSeq names its product cytochrome P450 81E8-like. The transcript is spliced from 3 exons. Gene Ontology annotation, molecular function: iron ion binding; heme binding; oxidoreductase activity, acting on paired donors, with incorporation or reduction of molecular oxygen. The coding region runs from base 1 to 756 and encodes 251 amino acids. The record is from RefSeq and is a predicted model, not a curated record. Lineage: Eukaryota; Viridiplantae; Streptophyta; Magnoliopsida; Dioscoreales; Dioscoreaceae.